AUGAUUUCUCCUUUGAUUGCUUGCUCACUGAGGAAUACCUUUUUGCGCCUCCUUUCUAGCCGAUUGCUGCCUGAUGAGGGUGAAAUUUUUGUGCCAACACAUUUGCGGAUUUUAUUCGUAGCCCAAGACCCUGUGCUGUUGGAUGCUAGUGUGUGGGAGAAUCUCACUUACGGAGCUCCAAAUACUGAGAUUGAUGUUGUGAAGGGGGUUCUCAAAAUGCUGCAAAUGAAGAACAUUUUGGCACAUUUGCAGGCAGAGCUGCUUGGCAAUGAGACUGCAAAUCAGGAGAUGGGGGACGAAGAGCAAGGCCUCCGGCAGCCCAACCGUUCCCCGGUGGAGAAGAUCUCAGAUUUGUCGGAGCCGCUGACCGGGCGGAACUCGCAGAGCCGCUCCUCCCGGACUCUCUCCAUGAAUGGCAAUAGCUAUAAAGAGCUCCCAGCCUUGGAUCCCCAAGAAUUGGCAGCCGAUGCUGCACGGGAUGCCAGUCGGCGGCUGUGGAUGGAGCCUCUCACCUACACUGAGAAGGUGAAAGUUAGCCUGGCACGGGCACUCAUCAUGAAUCCCCACUUGCUGGUCCUUCACCGCCCCUUCCACCACUUUGACUUGGGCACCGCCGAUGAUGUUCUCAACGAUACAGAUGCCAAACUGAAGUAUUGGGCAGCUGAUGAUCCCUAUUCCUUCUCCUCUCAUGUGCGGCAUGCUGCGAAGAGGAGUUGGCAACGAGCCAUCGAGCUUCUCGCAUUGCGUCCCACUUGGGACGUAGUGAGUUGCAGCUGUGCUUUGAGAUGUCCCUGGUCACAAGCGUUAGCCUUGAUGGCAGCCAUAGCCAAGAAGGAGUUGCGCCGCGAUGUGAUUUGCUUCAGCAGUGCAAUCACAUCCAUGGAAACUCAGUGGCGGUGGGCUCUUCAGCUGCUUCGUGAGAUGCUCGAAGAUGGCAUGGAAGCUAAUGUCUUUACGUACAGUUCUGCCAUAAGUGUUUGUGACAAGGCUCAGCAAUGGCAACGGGCUUUGGUACUCCUGGAUGAGAUGGGUUUGGACAGUGUGGAGGCCAAUGUGGUCAGCUUCAAUGCGGCAAUCAAUGCGUGUGCCACAUCGGCCAAGUGGACCUUUGCCAUUGCUCUCUUGCACUCCAUGUGGCAGGACAAAUUGUGUUUGCCUGUUUGCGGACAAACGCAGUACCAGAUGAAAUACUUCAAGUGA
Durusdinium trenchii is the source of this 1200-nucleotide messenger RNA. NCBI's taxonomy places the organism in Eukaryota, Dinophyceae, Suessiales, Symbiodiniaceae. The record is from the annotation of a GenBank genome assembly.